This is a messenger RNA of Pteronotus mesoamericanus, 688 nucleotides long. RefSeq names its product ribosomal protein L22 like 1 (gene RPL22L1). The record is from RefSeq and is a predicted model, not a curated record. Gene Ontology annotation, cellular component: ribosome. Bases 24 to 389 code for a protein of 121 amino acids. Gene Ontology annotation, biological process: cytoplasmic translation. Gene Ontology annotation, molecular function: RNA binding; structural constituent of ribosome. The transcript is spliced from 4 exons. NCBI's taxonomy places the organism in Eukaryota, Metazoa, Chordata, Mammalia, Chiroptera, Mormoopidae.
UCACCGUUCGGACGACCUGCAAGAUGGCGCCGAAAGUCAAGAAGCCUAAGAAGACAACCUGGAAGUUUGGUUUGGACCUUACUCAUCCAGUAGAAGAUGGAAUUUUUGAUUCUGCAAAUUUUGAACAGUUUCUACGGGAAAAGGUUAAAGUUAAUGGAAAAACUGGAAAUCUUGGGAACGUUGUUCAUAUUGAACGCUUCAAGAAUAAAAUCACAGUUGUUUCCGAGAAACAGUUCUCUAAAAGAUACUUGAAAUACCUUACCAAGAAAUACCUUAAGAAGAACAGUCUUCGCGAUUGGCUUCGCGUGGUUGCAUCUGACAAGGAGACCUACGAACUUCGAUACUUCCAGAUUAGUCAAGAUGAAGAUGGAUCUGAGUCUGAGGACUAGGUGAAGCCACCUUUUAUAGGGCUCUGCUUACUAAUAAAAGAAAUGAAGAAUACAAGAGAAACAUCUAGAACUGAACUUCUAGUUUGUGAAUAAAAAACACUAUGUUAAGCUUUUUGUCUCUUAUUUAAAUGUAUGUUGUUUACAUGAUGUUGACUGUCCUCUGAUAGUUUCUGUAAGGAGUAGUUAAAUAGCUUAUAGCUAGUGGAAUUUUCCCCAGGAUUUCAGAAAUUUAUGCUUUUACAAAUGUCCUCAGGUUAAAGUGUGUAGCGUUGUAUGGGAAAUAUUAAAGCACAGUUUGA